Messenger RNA from Sphaerodactylus townsendi, 5544 nucleotides. It is a transcript of the gene NEGR1, whose product is annotated as neuronal growth regulator 1. The coding region runs from base 397 to 1530 and encodes 377 amino acids. The transcript has 9 exons. The record is from RefSeq and is a predicted model, not a curated record. NCBI's taxonomy places the organism in Eukaryota, Metazoa, Chordata, Lepidosauria, Squamata, Sphaerodactylidae. Gene Ontology annotation, cellular component: neuron projection.
CACACAACGCACAGGCAACACACACAUCCCUUCUCUCCGCCCGCCCCUUCCCUUUGCUCCAGCACCACCAGCACCAGCCGCCAGGACAAGUUGCUACGGAAACGGCUGCAUGGCAACCGGCUCCGAGCCUGGGGUCCGUCUGCCGCUGCCGCUGCCGCUUCUCUGGCUGGCUCAUUCUCCUGCGCGUUUCCCUCCUCGCUAGAUGGUGUGUGAGACACCCGACACUAGACACGCUCCGGACGCGGGCAGCGAGAGCGAAGGGAAGCCGAGGCAAAGCCGGGCGGGCGGCGGGAAGAGAGAGGGACCGAGGCGGACGGAGAGAAGAGGCUUCUGCCUGCCCACCUGCCUUGGGGGCUCGUGGAGGAGCCAGAGCCUUCGCGCAGCCUUCGCGCAGGCAUGGACAUGAUGCCCCUGGUCCAGGGCGCUUGUUGCUCCAACCAGUGGCUGGCCGCGGUUCUGCUGAGCCUCUGCUGCUUGCUGCCCUCCUGCCUCCCCGCCGGCCAAAACGUGGACUUCCCAGGGUCAGCUGUGGAGAACCUGGUGGUCAGGAAAGGGGACACGGCUGUGCUUAGGUGUUAUUUGGAAGAUGGAGCUUCAAAAGGGGCCUGGCUGAACCGGUCAAGUAUAAUUUUUGCAGGAGGAGACAAGUGGUCAGUAGAUCCUCGAGUGUCAAUUGCAACAGCAAAUAAAAGGGAGUACAGCCUUCAGAUACAGGAUGUGGAUGUGUCAGAUGAUGGCCCGUAUACUUGUUCGGUACAGACCCAACACAUACCUAGAACAAUGCAGGUGUAUUUAACAGUCAAAGUUUCUCCAAAGAUAUUUCAUAUCUCGAGUGACAUUGUGGUGAAUGAAGGAAGUAACGUCACACUUGCUUGUUUAGCAUCAGGGAAACCAGACCCUUCCAUUUCUUGGAGACACAUCUCUCCAUCAGCAAAACCAUUUGAAAGUGGACAGUAUCUGGACAUCUAUGAAAUUACAAGAAACCAAGCUGGGGAAUAUGAAUGCAGUGCUGAAAAUGAUGUCUCUGUUCCAGAUGUGAAAAAAGUGAAAGUCACAGUAAAUUUUGCUCCAACCAUUCAGGAAAUAAAAGCCAGUGGUGUGACGCUUGGAGGGGCUGGAUUCAUCAGAUGUGAAAGUGCAGGUGUUCCUUCUCCAACCUUUGAAUGGUACAAAGGAGAAAGAAAACUGAUCAAUGGACAACAAGGGAUUACUAUUAAAAGCUAUAGUUCAAGAUCACUUUUAAAUGUCAACAAUGUGACAGAGGAGCACUUUGGCAACUAUACAUGUGUCGCUGCCAAUAAGCUAGGCACAACCAAUGCCAGCCUUCUUCUUAACCAAAUUAUUGAGCCUACUACUACUAGUCCUGUCUCAAGCCCAGCAGUCCUUAAUCAUCAACAACAACAAGCUCCAAGUACAACCCAGCUUGGAAUCACUGGAGGCGCUGAAGUUCUAUUGUCGUGCUGGUACCUUGUGUUGACACUCUCCUCUUACACCAGUAUACUGUACCUGAAGAACAUCGUUCUACAAUAAAUGUAAAGAACCAUGAAAGGCUUUUAAGGAUUCUUUGAAAAUGCUGAUGACUGGAUCCAAUCUGGUAGAGUGUGUUAAAAAGCGGCGUGGGAUAUAAUCAGCAGUGCUUAUAUGGGGAUGAUCACCUUCUGUAGAAUUGCUCAUUAUGUAAAUACUUUAAUUCUACUCUCUCUUUUUUAUUAGCUGCAUUACCUUGUGAAGCAGUACACAUUGUCCUUUUUUUAAAAAAUGUGAAAGCUCUGAAAUUACUUUUAGAGAAUAUUAAUUGUAAGUUUAUGUUUGUAAUCUAUAACAUUACAAAAGCAUUCAGUCAUAGUCUGCUGAUUUGCAGACUGUAGUUUACAUAAAAAGAACCCAAAUGUUGCAGUUAAAAUGUGAUCUUUAAGGCUGCAAUACAAGCAUUCAUUUCCCUCUAAAUAAGAUUCUAUCUGCAUUUACGCGUAAUUUUUUUUUACAAAAAAGCUAAAUAAUAUUGCCUUUGACUCACUUCUUCAAAAAAUAGAAUGCAUUUCUAGAUUUUCUUCUAGCAUGAUUCAGAUUUCAAGAAUGAGCCUUGUAAUAUGACUGCAGUAUGCAUUUCUGCUUUGAUUUUUAUUUUCCUGUCAGUUUAGCAUGGAUGUGCCUUUAUAAGAUACUGCUUUUUCUCUUCCUCUCCAACAAACUGAGGAUGUUUUUGGGUGGAUGCUAAGCUCAUGUAGAAUGUCUUCUUAUGGACAAAGGUGGUAUUGCCUAUAAAAUGUCUAAUACCAAUGGGUUAAAGGAACUAAUCCAAACAGUGAGCACAGCAAAAUAAGUACACAGUACUUUUUAGCAGUCUGUCAUGUACAACAGAUAUCCCAAGCCUGUACAAAUCUCUCCCUCUCUCUCUUUCUCUCUCUCUCUGAGAAUUCUUUGUGAAUGUAACUGUUUUCCUUUCAUCAUUCCAAGUUAGAAUUCUUGAAAGGCUCCAGACAAAGUGACUGCCCUUUAUUUUAUUUUAAGGUAAUUAGCAGCUAAUUCGACAUACCAGGGUUGUUCUUCCUGUUGAAUUUAUACACUAUUUGGAUUGGUUAACUCACAGAACAUAGGGCUUAAGCUUGCAAAAUCUGUAGUAACAUCAGAAUUUUCAUUGAAUGCACACUCUGACAACACAUACACACAAAUAAUCCUGACUUCAGUAAAUAAACACCAUUACACAAAUCAGAUUCUAACAUAUUACAGCCAUUUAACAAUUUUACCCAAAGUUAAUUUGCAAAAAACAAACAAACCAUUGCUUUGUCUCCCAAUCAGUCACGUGGGUUAAAAACUUCCUGAAAUGCCUGCUCUGUUAUAUGCCAACCAUAUAAUUUCUUAGAAAGGGGUAAGUGGAUAGAAGUCCUGCAAAUGAUGUGACAUCAUUCUACUACACCUUUAUGAUUAGGGUUUAUGGGAAAAUGUGAAUGGAUACAACUGUUCUUUACUGAGGGAAAGUUUAAAUAUUCUAUUCAGCCUAGUGAAUAGAAGAGAGCUACUUUCUUAUGAAUCGCUAGUACUAGAUGCAACUUGUGAAAAACGGUUCCCCUUUCAUUUGUUGCACACUACAUAUCUAGUUGUCAAAAUUUUGUUAAUAUUGUAUUCAUGUGUAUGGAAAAUGGUUUCAUUUUUCCUCAGAAACACCAUUGUUCCUAAUCCUACAGUUCCUGCUUCAGUGAAAAUUAACACUUAACAAUUAACAAAUUACACUUAAAUAAAAAGCCUCAGGGGAAAAAACCCUUCAUUUUGCAUGCAUAACAUGGUGUAUUUAUAUGGUUGUAGUAGGCAUUCUCUAAAGUAAAGCAAAUGAAAAUAGCAUCUGCACAGUUGUAGAUGAUGUUUUGCCUCCACUGUAUGUUGCACUACCAGUUAACAAAGAUCACAAAUUAACUUCUAAAAACCACAGAGACAGGAUUAUAAGUGUACCCCAUGUUAAAUAAGUAAAUACUGAAGUGCAUGCAAAAGAUUUUCAUUUGGAUUUAGUAUGGUUCCUAUGCAAGAACAAAUGGUGGGAAAUUCCCCUUUGCUGCUUGACUGUGGAGGUAUUUGUUCUCACUGGUUCAGAAUGAGACAGCUUGCCUCUUUAACUGAAGUUGUUAGGAGCUAUGCACAAAGUGCAGUAUGUGCAUGUCUAAAAGAGAGAAGUUCUCAGAAUGAGUUAGUGUAAGUAACAAAUCCUCACAAGCAGAAGGGAAAUUUAGAUGCUGCUGUGGUUAAAAUGUAACUCAAUUUAAGCUGGCAUUCAGAUGAAAAAAUGGGGCAUACUAAAUAAUUAAGGCUGCAAUCCUAAACAGGGAGUAAGUUUCCUUGAUCUCAAUAAGUCUUAUUUCUAAGUAAAACACACUUAGCAUUGCACUGUACCCAGGUGUCACCUUGUGACAGCUGGAGGGAGGGAAAGAAGGAGACUUCACUUGAAAAAUAGCUCAUCAGCAAUUUUACCAUUACUAUUGCAGAAUUGUCACACAGGGUCUUUAACAGGGCCUGCUUUUAGAGCUCUGCACUAUUAUCGCCAGUUCAGUUUACCCAUAUCCAGCUUCAAAGGCUUAAACAUUUCUUUAGGUCCUUGAUAUUCUUCUUCAUAAGUAAAAAAAAUCAAAUUUAAGUAGUAAAUGGCUCUUAAAACUAUUAAAAUUUUCUGUUUUGAGACUUGAAGAUGACAGGACAAUAUUGUUUAAUUAUACAGUUUGUAUUCACAGAUUUAAAAAUUAUUAUUUCAUCUCCCCAUCCUAUGAAUCUAUCAGUGACAUAAAGGCAUUUUUGAAAAAGCUUGAUUGGUCUGGUAGAAUAUUCUGACAGUUUGGGUGACUAGCUAUUCAGACAUGCUGGGAGAGCAGAAAGCACAGAUUAUUUUCAGUUGAGGGAUGUUUGUGCUUCUUCUGUGCUUCUUCUAAAGAGGACACAGAUUUAUCCCUUAUAGAAUCUUGCAAAGAUACACAGAGUCCCUUGUGCUUCCCAUUCUCCCUAUGCAUCAAAAUGUGUGAAGCCAUCCAUUUUUCUUGUAUUGCAGCUUUAAAGUUCUAGAAUGUGUUGAUUGAAAGGGUAGUGCUGCAGAAACCAUGUCUGUGCGGCAGUAUUCUUUCAAGGAGAAAGGAGCAAGUCGAAGAUGGUUCCAAACAAAGUACCGCCAUGCACUCCGACAUCAUCUUCUCACAAUCAUCCAGAGCUGUUUUAAUUUGCUUGCUCAUCCCAAUUCUAUAGUCAAGUUAAUUGCCUUCAUGAUCUCCCCCAGCACAUGGAGUCUGUUGAUUCCAGCAGCAAAACAGGGUGAUUUUUUAAUUACUGAACAUGGAAAUACCUGUGAACAAAUUAGUAUUUUUGUUUGUUUGUUUGUUUGUUUGUUUGUUUGUGUGGGGAACUCCUACCACAGUAACACUGGUAACAUAUAAACCCAGUGUUCAAUUUAGCCUCUGAACGUUUGCUUGCAAUUAUUGGGUGCAAUUUCUUUUCAACAGCCUAAUCCCUUGGUUGCAAAUGAAAGUGGUGUGCAAACGUCUGCCUGUAAGUUCAGAAGAGAAAAAUCAUCUGCACAAAAUUUGACUCAGUCCUAUUAAGUAUUUACAGUGAUACUGGGACCUUUGCAGUAGGUGCUUACAGGAUUAGCCACACAGAAGCUUCUUUUGAAAUUGUGGUCAGUUAUGGGCCUAAUCCUGUCAAGACAGGCACAUGCAUACAGUUCUGCACUGUGUAGCCCCAUUUUUAAAAAAAAAAAUAGCAAGUGUCAGUGUAUUCAUAGGAUUACUCCCAUACUAUGUUGGUUAACUUUUUUCCCUAAAUAAUCAUUGUACAAUUUGGGAUUUAUCAGGACAUGAUGUGGAUUGUGUUGAUUGUUGCAAAUUACAAUAACAUUUACAGAGUUUAUUAGUCCUUACAUUGUGGGGUAUGUUUGCUUUCUUCAAUUUCUGACAUGAUAAUCUGUGCUCAUCUAGUUGAUAUCAUUGCUGUUCAUAUUUUUAAUCAGUCACAAUUAUAUUUCUCCCAGUCAUGACAAAAUAUGAAAAAUAAAUGGAUUAGCUCCAAGAGAUA